GUCGGGGACAGUGAGGGAAGUUUCCGAGUCUGAAAUGUCUCUAGUUUGAAACAGGCUAAAUGUGUUGCAUGUGCGGUUGUUUUUCGUGAGGAACCAUGUCCCCGCUGCAGUGUGUCGGCAGGUCAUCAUGCAGUGGAGAAGACAUAUCACUGGCCUCGCUUUCAGCUUCGUUUUCGUUGUAUCAUAUUUCACGAAUAAGUUUGUCCUGUCAGUGUUGAAAUUCACCUAUCCGACUUUAUUUCAAGGAUGGCAGACAUUUAUCGGGGCUGUCCUGCUCCUACUCUCUGGGAAGCUGGGAUGGGUGGAAAUGAGCCGCAUCACCAGAUCUGCAGCUCUUUCCUGGCUUCCGGGCUCCCUCCUGUUCGUAGGAAACAUAUACGCUGGUUCCAGGGCCUUAUCACGCACAGACAUUCCUUUUUUCUUCACUCUGCAAAAUUCUUCUCAUGUUGUUAGUUACAUAAUCUUGAAGGUCGUCCAGAGAGAGCAGAAGGCACAAUGGCUGAAAUUCAUCAGCUUAUGCCUCAUGCUGCUCUCAGCCAUCAACCUCCCUUUCUAUGAUCCUCAGUUUGAUCACACCGGUUACUUGUGGGCUGUCGGCCAUCUGUUCUGUGUCGGUGCAUACCGGGUGUUUCAAGUUCGCUACAAACCGAGUAAUUUGAGUGACCUUGAGCAACAGUGCAUUAACUACCUGUUCAGCGUGCUGCUGCUGGCCAUUGCUGCUCACCCAACAGGUGACCUCAUGGGUGCCUUGGAGUUCCCCUCCCUUCAAUCCCACACGUUUCACUGUGGCUGCUGUGCUAGUGCACUGCUGGGGUUUUUGUUGCUGUUGGCCACAGUCAAACUGAAAAGUGGGUUUUCGCUCGAGCACCUCGAGGCCUGGAUUUUUUUGUCGAAGGUUACUGCCAUGUCCCUCUCCCCAUUUAUUUUCUACAUGGACAUUAAUGCUCCAGCUCUCGUCUGCGUGGUCGUCAGUCAUGCUGCAGAGGCCCUGCUGGUGUAUUCUGAGAGAGAAUCUCAGUCGUGAUGAGAUUAAUCCACAACUUGCACUUCCUGAAGAGAUUUUUUUUAAAGAAAAAACUGUUUUAUUUUUUUCACAUUGUUUUUGUAAUUUCUCAUCAUAAAUUUGCUGACCAAAUAAAAUGAUCUUUGCGA
Chelmon rostratus (copperband butterflyfish) is the source of this 1152-nucleotide messenger RNA. RefSeq names its product transmembrane protein 241 (gene slc35d4). Lineage: Eukaryota; Metazoa; Chordata; Actinopteri; Chaetodontiformes; Chaetodontidae. The record is from RefSeq and is a predicted model, not a curated record. The coding region runs from base 128 to 1024 and encodes 298 amino acids. The transcript is spliced from 15 exons.